GACAAGGCUGGCCAUUCCUUGCUAACCAUAGUGCCCCAGCCUCUUCAGGAUGAGUUGCCUCCAGGACAAGAGGAUCUGGUUAAUACCUUAAGAUACAUGCACUCACUUCUCAGGCAAGAACUAAAGAUUCUUGGGCUGACAGUGCUGUUGGACUUAAGCCAUGUGGAUGACUGGGCCUUCCAGGCCCCCGUAUUGCUGCCAGCUUUAAGAGCAUUCCAGGAGACUACACCAACUCCCAUCAGUCAGCUGUUGGUGAUAUUACCAUCUGAUGAUCGUUUUGUACCGCAUGAAGAAGAAUUGACCCUAGAACCUGCUGUGGAAAUCCGGCUUCUUUUGCUGCAUGAACUUCCACAUUAUGUGGCCUUGGAUCAGUUGACACCAGCGCUAGGUGGGACUCUGAGCUACUCGCCACCCAAAUGGGUUAGAGAACAUCAGGCUCUUGAACAACUACAAGAUCUCUGCUGUGGUGUUCUCCAGACUGUGUGUGAAGCCAGUGACCACCUCAACGCAGUGGGAACAGCAUCAAGUCAGGAGGAACUGUCAACUCAAAUCGCCUUGCACCAGGACACUAUGCAGAAAUUGCUUUCAGAGCCUCGUUUACUGGAGCUCCAGCGCCGGGGGGGCUCCUUGCUGGCACGGCUACCUCCAUCGGGACCUUGCAGUAAUCAAGCUGUGGAUGCCACAAGGCUCUAUCAAGAGGUAGAUGAAGCCCUUCAUGGACUUGUCCAACUCAGCAACCGGUGUCUUGAGUUAUUGCAGCAGGAGAAAAAAAACCUACAGGUUCAGCAGGAAGGCAAAACAUGCCUUCUGUCUAGUGACAGCAGUGUAGAAAAGAAGAGAGGGGGUCAGAGACCAGCUGAGGGACUAGCUGAAGGAACAUCCUUGGAGAAAAAACUGUUACAAUACCCUAGAUCUUCAGGGAAGUCACAGGUCACGCCCAAAGACAGUUCUGUUCCCCGAGCCCGUGCAUGCAGCAUCAGUGCUUCUUCUUCACCUAAGCAUGGCUUGUUGCUUGGGGCCAAGUUUGGUUCCUCUUGUAGUUUAACUUCUCUCUUCCAGCCACUUACUAGCCCCAAGGGCUCCCCACGUUGUUCUCCUGGCCGAAGCAAUGCCCUAGACAGCAGGAAGAAAAGCCAGGGUCCUCUCAGCACUUCUAAAACACCUGCAUCUCCAGCUAAUAACCUGGCAUUACGAGCCUUGAGUGAUCCAGGUCGCCCUAGCGUGCAUAUACGUGGUCUGGAAGUAAGCAGCCGGGAACUGGCAGACAGGAGCUGUUCUCCCCGUGAACAUGUGUUGUUGGGACGCAGCAGAACUCAUGUUGCUGAAGCACCAUGGGGGGCCACACCUCGCAUGGAAAGAAGGCGUUGCCUUGGGGUCCAACAACAGCUUUUGGUUGAGCUUCUGGAGUGCGAGCGGGAAUAUGUGGGUGCCCUUACCCAGCCCUUCUCUCUGUCUCAGGAGCUCGGGGGACAUGCUUGGACAGCUGAGUUAAGAUGCCUGGGCAGUGCUCUCCGGGCCACACGGGACCGGCUGCUGGCCUUCCAUUCCAGCUGCCUCCUGAGCGAGUUGGAGGGAUGCAUGAGCCACCCGUCACGCGCUGGCAGCUGCUUCCUGCGCCAUAGAGAAGAGCUGCAACUGUAUGCAAUCUAUGCCAAAGAUCACCACAAGUUCCACGCUGCCCUGGCUUUGCUUCGGAGCACUGGCAAGAAAGGUCUGAUGGAGCCACGUGAGGAUGGACAGAUAGCACACACUUUGCAGGUGCCUCUGGAGCAAUUGGAGCGGUACCGGCGCUUCCUAGGUGAACUUCUACAUGAAUGUGAGCUCGAGCAGGGGCCUGACCGCCAAACCCUACAGGAGGCCCAGCAACUGCUGGAGUCACAGGAGCAGCGAGGCAGAGACCUGCUGGCCAUAGAGCAGAUCCGAGGCUGCGAGAUGAGACUGUCAGAACAAGGGACAUUGCUUCAGCGUGGUGAACUCAUUCUGUUGUCCGGACGCCGUAAAUGCCAGCGGCAUGUUUUCCUAUUUGAACAGUUGCUACUCUUUACCAAAUGCAAAGGAGCUGAGGGUGGCUAUGUCUGCAAACAGGCCUUGCAGACUGCUUCCAUGGGAUUGACAGAGAGUGUUGGUUCUAGUGGGUUACGUUUUGAGCUUUGGUUCGGAAGGGGAUCAUCCCGACAGGCCUAUACAUUGCAAGCGGCCUCUGCUGAAGUCAAGCAUCAGUGGACAAAUAUUAUAGCCCAACUCCUCUGGAGACAAGCUGCCCAGCCAAGUGUCUCAAUGAGCUUGUCCUCCUGCCCUUCUCAGCGCUUAGCUCCUCUGGGCCUUGGCCCUGGUCCCCCUCCUGGUUUAUCACUCCCUGGCCACUUUGAGGAAGAGGAAUGGGACUUAGAUGUCAAGCCCAUCCCGAGAGCUCACACCUCUGGGUCAGAGGGAACCUCCCCAAGCCACCAUGAACCACUUAGGCAGGGGAGAAGUUCACUGCCUGGCAGCAGCUCUGCUUUAGGACAACAUCAGUCGCGUUGGGUGUGGAGCCUGCAUCGGAAACUCUUCUCUCCAGGAAGCCAUGGACGGCAAGAUUCAGUUCCUAGGGAUUCUGGGAACAGGACAGUUUGAGAUCAUUGCAGCAACUUGGGGAUUGGGACACAAAUGGAUGGUCAUAUUCAACAAUAUUGUGACUUGCUCCUACGCAUUUCCUGAUGGCUCUUCAACCACUCCACAGAAGCAUCUAGAUCGGUCAUAUUCCACGGUGGGAUUUCCAUGUCCUGCCUGAUUACUACUCAUUGAGUGCCUUUUCUGCCAUUUUCUUGGAUUGUGAAGCUCAACUAGGAAACUUCCAGGUUCACCCAAAUUAAAAGUUGCUGGGAAAGAGGGAACUUGGUGGGUUGAAUCAUCUUCUAUUGAGGAUCAAAUAUGGUAAUACCCAGUGUAUAUGAAUCUGUGCAUUUAUUGGUUACCCUAUCUCCAGUCUUAACCUUUAGUCUUAAAAUUGAUUGGUAUUUUCUCUCUUCACUGGGUGUUGAAAGAAUCUAGGCUGCAGUUGUUAGGCAACUACAGUAUCAAUUUCCUGAACUUUCUCCAAGAUAAUUCUAGAAUAAAAGGAAGAACGAGGGCAUCUGGGCUACAUAGAAGGGUAUGUGAUUGCCGUAUAAAAAAACUAUUCCCUUCUAAAAUAGGAUCAGUUAUCUUUAGGUGAGUUUCUCAAGAUAAGAAGAGUAAUAACAGUAUAAGAAUGAUGUACAGUAUGCACAAUGCCAUAGAUUCUCUCAAGAUAACAAUUUCUCUGGGAUUGUGCCACUUUAGAAUGCAAAGAAGGUGCUUGUCAAUUUGUAUUGGGAUUUUGAGUUUUUUGUUUUGCAUCUUAUUUUGUAGAGUAAUCAGCAUGGCAAGGAGAGUUAAAAUAUGUUAGAUAUCUAUUUUAUGUUUGUUAAUACUUCUAUGCAGGGAGUUUUGAUGAAGAGCUCUUGGUUAAACUAUACCCCUAUAUUCUUGCAGUUUGAAGAAACAUGAGAAUCAUUGUUUCAUGAUUACCCCGAGCUUAAGGAAGAGAUCCUUGAACUGCAAACAUACAUCUUCAAUUUUCAAAAUUAUUUUUGAGAUGAUUAAAUAAUAUAACCAACAUGGCUUGUUUAAGGAACAAGAUUUGUACAAAACCAAUUUCCAUGUGAAAAUCUAUUGCAGUGUGAGUGAAAAUAUCAAAGACUGGGGAAGAGGGAUGGUUGCUUUUCCCUGUAGCAUAAAGUUGACUUGUUUGGUUUUUUUAUAUGCAGUUUACUAUAAUUCUGAUUGGGGGAAGUAAUCUAUAAAGAAGUAAAAAUGGUGCUAUAUUUAGAAUUGAACAAGAGUUUCUAAUUUUUGAACGGGGGGAAGCAAUGUGACUGUACUACUGGAUACAGAUUUUUUUUAAUUUGGUAAGUUGAGUUAUUUGGCAUCUGUCCCUUUUUUAUAUAUCCUCUAGGAAUUUAAUAUAGGACUUUAUUUUUUUGCCCACAUAGAAAAAGUGAUAAAAAUCACUGAGGUAAAUCCAUAUUAAGAUAC
Messenger RNA from Thamnophis sirtalis, 4035 nucleotides. NCBI's taxonomy places the organism in Eukaryota, Metazoa, Chordata, Lepidosauria, Squamata, Natricidae. The record is from RefSeq and is a predicted model, not a curated record.